AUGGGCCACCUCCUUGUUCGCCUCUUCGAUGUGUAUCAGCAGCGCUCUCACUGCACCUCCUCUAAUCUCCCUCUGUCUCACACACAUCUGAGUGUGGAGCUGAAGGGGUUAAACUGGUCGGCUGUGCUGAAUAUGGAGCUGGUGAACUUUGUGCUGCUGCUCGUGUUGGUGUUGAGUGAAGCUGCAGCUCUGCCAUCCUGCAUCUGGACACACACCAGACUCAAAACACUGAACAAGCAGAGCAAUGAGCUGCUGAAGAACAUGGGUGGUCACAUGCCACUGGAGUGCUUGGAAAGAAAUAAUAACUCCUUUCCAAAGGGUGUGUUCGUUCAAGCUCAGGAUGAAGACCUGGUCUUGGUGGCUCUUGAGACUCUGAAAGGAGUUGAGAAAAUCUUCAAAAACAACAAAGCGUCAGUGACGUGGGACAGAGAGAAAGUGUCUCGCUUCACCAAUCUGAUAAACAGACAAGUGGAGAAGCUGCAGGAAUGUGUCGGGAAAAAGGUCCAGAGAGCGAUGGAGACACCUGCGGAGAGCAGCACUCAUACACUGAGGUCCUAUUUUCAGAAGCUGGAGGAACGACUGAAAGAGAAGGAGUUCAGCUCAUGUGGAUGGGAGAUGGUGAGAACUGAGCUUCAGGAUGGUCUCAAGGAGUUUCAGACUUUUCUACACAGCAGGAACUGA
Messenger RNA from Neoarius graeffei (lesser salmon catfish), 681 nucleotides. RefSeq names its product interferon alpha-21-like. Lineage: Eukaryota; Metazoa; Chordata; Actinopteri; Siluriformes; Ariidae. Gene Ontology annotation, molecular function: cytokine receptor binding. The record is from RefSeq and is a predicted model, not a curated record. Gene Ontology annotation, biological process: defense response. Gene Ontology annotation, cellular component: extracellular region. The coding region runs from base 1 to 681 and encodes 226 amino acids. The transcript has 7 exons.